Molecule: messenger RNA, 2114 nt
Organism: Schistocerca cancellata (South American locust)
Lineage: Eukaryota; Metazoa; Arthropoda; Insecta; Orthoptera; Acrididae
Product: zinc finger protein 436-like
Exons: 8
Coding region: 211-2025 (604 amino acids)
Biological process (GO): regulation of transcription by RNA polymerase II
Cellular component (GO): nucleus
Molecular function (GO): DNA-binding transcription factor activity, RNA polymerase II-specific; RNA polymerase II cis-regulatory region sequence-specific DNA binding
Source: RefSeq, a predicted model, not a curated record
UAAGCAGCCUCCGCCUGGCCAUUCUAGCAAAGUGGUCGCCAUCUUGUAUCUAAUAGAAAAAUAAAAAUAUAUAUAUGAACCACUUUCUCCGUCCUCCGAGCAAUAAAAAAAGUGAGGAGGAUUAUAUACAUGAAAGAACGAAAGACUGAUAUUUAUUUUCGAACAUAAACCCAACUACAAUUUCCUUUCUAUUAUAACUGAGUAGGGCCCAUGAAGCAACUUGGCCUUCACACUGCAGCAAUGGAUUACAGAAACAUUAUUUGGAUAAAAACGGAGCCAACAGACGAGAUAUCGACUGUGCCAGACUCCACUGUCCAGGUUUGCCCAUCCACUGUGAACGUGAAAGAAGAAUUGCAAGAGUGUGUGAAUCAAGAGUUUCCUGAACAUCCGUUGGUAACGCUGGAGUCCACUAAUUGUCCCAAGGAGGAAACACAAAAAAAAUUGGGACCAGAAGAAACUGAGAACAUUUUAUGCAGUCCUGAAUUUGAUCCUCAGGCAAUGAAGGAGGAGGGUUUGGAAUUUGAUGACUGUCUUCAUGAAUGUGACCCCUUGGAUAUAAGAGAUGAGGAGGGGAUAGCGUCAGAAAGACUUGCACCGCACAGUCCAAGGUUGACUGAAAUCGCUAAUGAGUCUGGUAAAACUGGAUGUGAAGAAACACACCUGCAGGGAGCAACUUGUGAGGAGCUGGACAUUGAUGCAGAGAAAUCGACAAAUGUUGGUAGUGGAUCUCUAAAUAAAGUGUGUUUCUCUAAGCAGGAUAAUGCCCCAUGUGCUAGAAAUAACAUCUCCAAGGAAAAAGAAUUCACAUGUAGUUCAUGCAAGCAAACCUUUUUGUCUAAGUAUAGUCUAAUAAUGCAUGUGUUUACGCAUAUUGAUGGUGUACAGCCACCUGUACAUAUCUGUACCACAUGUGGUGAAGUGUUCCAUACCCAUGAUGGCUUGAGUAUGCAUUCAGUGGUGGAAAAAAGGACUAGCCAAGAAGAAAGUGAACAACAUAGCACAGUCUCCAAUAUCAAACUAAACAGGUCUGAUGUUUUUGGAGGAUCCUAUAGUCAGUCAAGUCCUCUAAUAACAAACAAUGAUGAUAGACCACACGUAUGUGACGUCUGUGGAAAAUCGUUUGCUGUGUUGCGGAGUCUUAAGAAACAUUCCUUCAUACAUACUGGCAAGAGACCACACAAAUGCAAAAUUUGUGGGGUUGCUUUUACUCGCUAUGCUCAUCUCAAGCAACACGCACUGUUACAUACUGGCGAGAGACCGCACAAAUGUAACGUUUGUGGGAAAUCAUUUAUUCUGCCUAGUCAUCUCAAGAGGCAUUCCCUAAUACAUAUCGGUGGGAGACCAUACAACUGUGAGGUCUGUGGGAAAUCCUUUACGGAAUGUGGUAGCCUAAAGAAGCAUAUGUUAAUACAUACUGGCGACAGACCCCACAAAUGCAAUGUUUGCGGGAAAUCAUAUACUGUAUCCGAUACUCUGAAGCGACAUGUCUUAAUACAUACUGGGGAGAAACCUCACAAAUGUGACGUUUGUGGCAAAUCGUUUACAAGGUCCAGUAGUCUAAAGGCCCAUUUCAUAAAACAUACUGGUGAGGCAUCAAACAAAUGUAAUGUUUGUGGUAAAUUGUUCACAAACUCCUGGAAUCUAAAGAUCCACGCAUUAGUACACAAUGGCGAGAGAAGACACAAAUGCGAUAUCUGUGGGAAAUCAUUUACUCAUUGUGGUACUCUCAAGGCCCACAAAUUAAUACAUACUGGUGAGAAACCCCACGUAUGUAAUGUAUGUGGAAAAUCGUUUACGGAGUCUGGUUCACUGAGGAAGCAUGUUUUGAUACAUACUGGUGAGAGACCACACAAAUGUGUCGUUUGUGGCAAAUCAUUUACGGAGGCUGGCAGUCUGAAGAAACAUUAUUUAAUACAUACUGGCGAGAGACCUUACAAAUGUGACAUUUGUGGCAAAGCCUUUACUCAAUCUGGUAGUUUAAAUGCGCAUAGGUUAAUACACAUUCGCCAGAGUACAAAAAUUUGAUAACUGUGGGAUAUUUUAAAGAAGUUCUAAUAAGGUGGGGAGUUAUGUUCAUAUACAAGACAGAUCUCACAAAAAUGUGUCACUGAUGU